Molecule: messenger RNA, 2124 nt
Organism: Bradysia coprophila
Lineage: Eukaryota; Metazoa; Arthropoda; Insecta; Diptera; Sciaridae
Product: T-complex protein 11-like protein 1
Biological process (GO): signal transduction
Source: RefSeq, a predicted model, not a curated record
UGUUGUUUCAUUCGAUUACAGACAUUCGUUGGUAGUGCUGAAUUAAAAGAAAAAACCAUAGAAAAACUUACGUCGUAAAACAGAAUAUUCGAGCAAGUUUUAGAUUUUUCUCUUGUUAAACAUAAAGUGUAAAUUGGUACAGUGUGUAUUUUGUCAACGGUGCUAGAGGCUGCUUGAAAAUAUUAUAAUUUUAAUAGAUAUCGAAAUUAAUUUUUCUGUACCUUGGAAGUGUCGAGAUUCGAUGUGAACGAACGUAACAUUGGCAAAGUUCUCACGAAGUGUCAAACAGAAAAAUUUAAAGUGAAAUUCGUUCCGUCAAAAUUUCAAGUGUACGACUAAAUCUGGGAAAAUGCCUGCUAAUUCGUAUUCAAGAAUGGAUUCGUCAGGAUCCGGAUCCGAGUCGGACAGAGCUAAUGAAAGCAUUUUAGCUUCGUCUCCAAAUACGUCAUCUCAACAUUCUGGCAGCGACGUCGAAGGUUCCGAUAAGCAACCACGAUUUGUUCUUCCAUCGACUGACGGAAGUCCAUCAAAAGUGGUCACGUUCGACGAAGUGCAACAUGCCAUCAAAAGCGUUGAGAAUAUGUCUCUCGCACACGAACUGGCUGUGAAUCCAGAAUUUCGAUUAAAGUCUUUCGAGCCGACACCAAAUAGCCUCGAAGCAAGGAUAAAGGAAAUGGCGCAUAAGGCCUUCUGGGAUGUGCUGCGUGAAAAUAUUGAACAAGAUCCACCUUGUUUCAAUCUUGCCAUCAAUUUAUUGUCGGACAUAAAAGCCGGAUUCUCACACAUCAUUUCCAAAAACAAUCAGAGAGCUAUGGAUCGGAUAAAUGAAAUUCUGGAUGAGGAUGUAAUUAAGCAACAGGUCACGCAGGGCGUGUUGGACUUCAAAGGCUAUGCAACUUUCAUCAUAGACAUCAUGGCUAAAUCCUGUGCUCCCGUACGGGACGAACAAGUGGCCAAAUUGCGUGAAAUAGAUGACAUCGUGGAUACGUUUCGCGGCAUUUUGGAAACAAUGUCGGUCAUGAAAUUAGACAUGGCAAACUGUUUAUUGGACUCCAUUCGCAAGGAUGUCAUCGCUCAUUCGGUGACCUAUGAACGAGAAAAAUUCCAGGAAUUCCUGAAACUGUACACAUAUGGAUUUCCCAUCACAGAAAAUUGGCUGCACAAGUAUAAACCAGCUGACACUACAAAUCAACGCUGGGAAUUCAACGCUAUAAUUGAGGCCUAUGUCGGUCUGUUGGAAUGGGACCAAGAUGACAAAUUUCCAGAAACACUGUCACUAGAUGAAGUUCGCAUUACGGGUAUUAAAGUCAAGGCGCUAAAGCUGUGCGUAUGUGCAUCGGCGGUUGUUAUCGCCAGCAAUAUUCCACUCAUCGGACAAAAUGCUGAGAAUAAAGCUGGUCUGGCGAAAGAAGUCGCAAUCAUAUUGGAAAAUGUCAAGAACGAUGAGGAUUUACAAGAAAUUAUCGAAAAUGUUUGGCUCCAAAUCAAAACGUACGUUUCGAGUCGAUUGCUGGCUAGCAACGCUGUCAUGGACGAUUUGACGGAGCAAUCGUUCAAGAGUCAAAUUUUAUUGCUGGCGAAUAAAGACUCAUCCAUUCGAUCGCUAAUGUGGAAGCGAUUGAUAACCUAUUUCCGUAUGGUAACAGUAAAUAAGAAUACACUUCCUGCGCCGCCUGGAUUCCUAGAUUUUGUGGACGCUCUGGAAAUAUGUACUGCAUUUAAACGAGUCGUUCUCUAUAACUUUUCCGUAUUUGGCGAUUUCUACCAUGAAGUAUUGAAUAAAGAUGCUCCGAUUCCGAUGUCCGUACAGCCACCGGCUGCACCGACUGCUACAUCGAUAGAAGAAGUUGAUUAAAACAUUUUUUUUCUUUCAUUUUAUUUUUAAAUUGAUUUUUCAGUGUGAUAAUGGAACUAUUUUUUUUUUCGUUUUUGAGUUUUUGAUUUCUUGGUACUUUUGAGAGAAUUGAAAACGAUCGAUUUUUGUGAUGCAUAAUAUCAUUGUACGAUGAUUUUUUUUUAGAUUAAGUGAAAGAACAGGAGUGAACUAUUUAUGUAUACAUUUUAGAAGUAGAAAGAGAGAGUGAGACAGAGAUAGAGAAAAUAAAUUAAAUUUCAAGAAUUUUA